UAUGAAGCCCUCAUUAGUACUAAGCACAAUACUAUUAACUCUGACCAUCCUAUUCCUAGCCAAUAUUGAUGGUUGUCAUGGCAAGAUUGUGCAAUUCAUAUUUGGAGACUCCCUCUCUGAUGUUGGCAAUAACAGGUACCUCACCAGGAGCCUUGCUCAAGCUAGUCUGCCGUGGUACGGUAUCGAUUUCGGCAACGGCCUCCCUAAUGGAAGAUUCUCUAAUGGCCGUACCGUUGCUGACAUUAUAGGGGACCAGACAGGUCUCCCGCGGCCGCCAGCUUUCCUAGAUCCAUCGUUGAGUGAAGAUGUGAUAUUAGAGAAUGGUGUGAAUUAUGCAUCCGGUGGUGGUGGAAUUCUAAAUGAAACUGGUGGCUUAUUUAUACAGAGAUUCUCUCUGAACAAGCAGAUUGAGUUGUUCCAAGGAACACAAGAGCUUAUCAAGAGCAAAAUAGGAGAAGAUUCGGCUGCUAAAUUCUUUCAAGAAGCACGUUAUGUGGUUGCAUUAGGGAGUAAUGACUUCAUUAACAACUACUUAAUGCCGGUUUACAGCGACUCAUGGAACUACAAUGAUCAAACUUUCAUUGACUACUUGAUGGAAACCCUCCAAGGACAGCUUAAGCUAUUGCAUAGGUCAGGGGCUCGGGAGUUAAUGGUGUUUGGGCUAGGGCCAAUGGGAUGUAUUCCACUCCAAAGAGUGCUAAGUACAAGUGGAGAUUGUCAAGAUAGAACAAACAAGCUAGCAUUAAGCUUCAACAAAGAAACAAGCAAGCUAGUUAACAACUUGUCAGCACAAUUAGCCAACGCUAGUUACAAGUUUGGAGAUGCUUAUGAUGUCGUUAGCGACGUGAUUAGCAAUCCGCACAAAUACGGGUUCAAUAACUCUGACUCGCCAUGCUGCUCAUUCGGGCGAAUUAGGCCUGCGCUUACAUGUGUUCCGGCAUCGAUAUUGUGUAAAGAUAGGAGUAAGUAUGUGUUUUGGGAUGAAUACCACCCAAGUGAUAGCGCUAAUGAGUUAAUCGCUAAGGAGCUUAUCAAGAAACUCGGAUUUGUACGCGUCGAUCAGAACAAUGUUCCUGCUCCUGCUCCUUCCAUUGAUGGUGAUGUUGCUCCAUCCCCGGACGAUUAACAAAAUUGUUGCAUGACCUAUAUCUUAAUUAGGUUUCUUUGUAAACUUUGAUGAGUUGGUCGGUGUACAAUGAUAUGAGUACAAGCUGUGAAUUCAAUUCUGCUUUUGUAAUUGUUUUGGCAUUUGCUACUACAAAUAAGGAAAUAUUCAUUCUUAGUGA
Messenger RNA from Tripterygium wilfordii, 1286 nucleotides. Its product is annotated as GDSL esterase/lipase At1g74460-like. The coding region runs from base 2 to 1126 and encodes 374 amino acids. Gene Ontology annotation, molecular function: hydrolase activity, acting on ester bonds. Lineage: Eukaryota; Viridiplantae; Streptophyta; Magnoliopsida; Celastrales; Celastraceae. The transcript has 4 exons. The record is from RefSeq and is a predicted model, not a curated record.